Messenger RNA from Patiria miniata (bat star), 3488 nucleotides. It is a transcript of the gene sbk1, whose product is annotated as serine/threonine-protein kinase SBK1-like. The transcript has a single exon. Gene Ontology annotation, biological process: peptidyl-serine phosphorylation; peptidyl-threonine phosphorylation. Gene Ontology annotation, molecular function: ATP binding; protein serine/threonine kinase activity. Bases 1190 to 2323 code for a protein of 377 amino acids. The record is from RefSeq and is a predicted model, not a curated record. Lineage: Eukaryota; Metazoa; Echinodermata; Asteroidea; Valvatida; Asterinidae.
GAAUGUGCUUACAAUUAUAAAAAGGUGCGCGGAUACAAUAACAGGUCUUCAAAUGUCACAGAUAGGGACGCUGACGGGUAUAAAUAAAUGAAAUAUCGGGCCUUGUUUAUUCCACCAAUUCGAGCAGCUUUGCUUGUCGCACGUGCGCGAGUUUUAUCAUUCCGAAUGAUACCUUAUUUGUGACUGUAGCUGUGCGCCUAAAUGGUAUCCCCGUUAGAAUCUUAAUAUUUCUGCGAAAAGCCUUUACGUUCAUAGUGUGAAAUGUUAACCCAUGUACAUUUUUUAUAGCGUCGUAGUCAGCAAAUUUAAACGCGUGUUUUAUCAGGUAUCACUGUCUUACACCGGGAGCAGAGGCUAUCUGUCUGGGAAUUGCAUUGGUGUCAAUUGGCGCCCGUGGGGUAUUAUUUGCGUUAACGUUUAUUGCGCCUCAGCUCGGAAUACAUCUAAAUGGCCCCCGGCACAUGCAAGCCAAGUUGAAGGGAAGAAAUGCUACAGGCGUAUUUUGAAGAGAGAGAUACAACUCUACCUGCGAUAACCCUUCGUUCUGAAAAUGGUUGCGCCCAUUCCGUCUGGCGCAUCCACUCACGCACACACAUGUGAUAUGUAUGUACGUGCUCACUGAUGUCAUUCGAAAUAAUUGAUUUGUGUACAGUUCCAAUAUGAACAAUUUCCGCUGUACAAUCGUAAUGACGCGGGCUUCUUGCAAAACGGAGACUGACGGGGAGACUUACGAGAUUUUCCAAAUGUCGAAUAUGAAAUUCAGAAAAGGAUAGGACCGGUAAUUCCUGAUCUCGAUGAUUGCUUGCUCUUUCCUUCCCGAGGUCGUCAAGUGAUAAUGUAUAGGCUGUCUCUGAAGCACGUGUAAUGUGACGUUGGAUCUGGAGGCUGGGCGUCACUGCUACAUGCACACGUAUAUUUACUGAAUAUUGCAGAGUGCACUUUUGUGAACUGAGUGCGCAGACACAUAUCCUCCUCUCCCGUAUGAUGACCGCGAUAUUUAUGCCAAAUGCCAAAAGUGCACCAAGAUCGAUGGGAAUCUUUUGCAAAAACACCGGGUAAUGAUUCUCGGCGUUACUACGAUGUACCGUGACCGCGGAAGCGGUAGAGACGACAGUCAGACUGGGUUCAAUGUGUACUUGGGCUGCACGGGGGUGCUGAGGCAAACUUGGAGUGCGUUAUCCUGUAUCAGAUGGAGACCACCCAGGCCAGGAACAUGAGGCAGGUGGACGGAACGCGGAACACAAGGGUUUCUCCUGCAGCCUCACCAGACGAGGAAGCCUUACCCUGCCCCGGUAACUUCGUCUCAAUCCGGGUGCUGAGCCGCGGGGCCUUCAGCAAGGUGGAGCUGGUCGUGGAGCGGGCCACGGGGAGACACCUGGUGCUAAAAUACCACCACAAGAUGCGGACCCGUAUGAAUGAGUACCUGAGGGAAUUCCAGACCAGCUGCCGGUUGAUCCAUCCGGCGAUUCUCGUCACCUUCGACCAACCCAUCGAGACUGACAAGGCUUUCAUCAUCGUCCAGGAGUACGCAGUGCAGGGGGACCUCCUAGAGGCCAUAACGCCCCAGCAGGGGCUUGACGAGCACCGGGCCAAAUCAUGUCUCAUCCAGACCGCCUCGGCACUGACGUUUAUGCACAAGAGGCUGCUGGUGCACGGCAACGUCAAACCAGAGAACAUUCUCAUCUUCGACGCUAACAUGACCGUCGUCAAACUCUCCGAUUUCAGGCACACCCAGAGACGCGGGGACACGGUGACAAAGCGGACACGCUCUACGCCGUACACGGCCCCCGAGAUCUGCUCCACAGUCAUCAACGAAGGAUACAUGGCCGACUACAACCAGGACAUCUGGGCAUUCGGCGUCCUCGUCUUCUGCGUCCUAUUCGGCGUCUUCCCCUGGGGCACAGCCACACCGGAGGACACCUCUUUCCGCAACUUCACCCAGUGGCAGAAGCGGAGGGUGAACCUCACCCCCUUGGAAUGGCGGAGACUCUCCUCGAAGAUGCAAAAGUUGCUCAAGAAGAUUCUUGACCCUAUCCCAGAGCGCCGGUGCCCCGUGGACGAGAUCAACAAGUACAUGGGUGAGGCGUGGCUCAAAGCCCAGCCAGACCAGGCCAGACCGGGCAACCUGAGCGGUGAUGGUGACAUCCCCAGUACCGGGGAUGUGGCGGCCAUGAAGGAACUCCGGGUGAUGCUUGAGAGCCACGGAGUCGUGACGUACUCCGACAGCUCGGUAAAGAGGCAGCGGAUUGAUGAGUGGGUGCAGGCAGCAUGCCAACAGUCGACUGAAGCUGCGACUAAGACGCUGCACGCUUCGUCACGUUGACCAACCCAAGCAAUAAACCUUCAACCAAACCUCCACGUCCAUGUGGCUAUAAAAUAGCUCCAUGCUUUUUAAUACCCAGCCCCUCUAUCGAAGGGCGGUUCUACUGGUUCAUUAACGUUUGAAAUGCUAACAAAGUUACUCUACAGGGUGGUAAAGACAAGUUUACACCUUUUUUCAGAUGCAGAUUUCUUGGAAUUUGGGAGACACGUUAAAAUUCUUUCAAGAUAUUCCUAAACUACAGCAUCUUUGUGAUAUGUGGUGAAAACGGCGCUGAAAAUAAAGCCUAAAUUAAGAAAUGGCAAUGGUUUAAAGAAAGACGGUCAAAAACCAGGUUGUCCUCACGCAAGUCUAUGCGAUAACUGCAAUACUUGUAAUAAGGUCUACGUGACUGCCACAGACACGGACAAACUAGUUUUUGACCAUUCUUCUGUAAAUGACCGCUUUUUCUUAACUUGAGCUUUAUUUUCAGCGCCGUUGUCAGCAUAUUCGAUCAAGAUCUCGUAGUUUAGGAAUAUCUUAAAAUAAUUUCAACAUGUCCCUUCAUUUUGAGAAAUAUGCUUGUGAAAAAGUGUCAACUUUUUUGGACCGGCAUGUAUGUUAGCAAAUGUUUUGUAGAAUGGUGUGGGGAAAUUUGGGACUCCUUCGAAAUGUCAUUCCCGUUGUACGAACGAAGAAGAUUAGGAGGAAACCCUUUAAUAUUUAAACCUUUCUGAACGGGAUGAGUACUACUACAUCCAUCCUUUGUGGAAUCUUCUUCUUUUUCAGUCUGCUGCCGUAACGCCAUUUUAGUUUAAAAGAACCCUUAUUCGUCUUUUAUCUCAUGUUUCAAAAGUACAUGUAUAAAGUAUGCUCAAUAUUAAAAAAAACCGGACCGACUUAAUGUUUGGACAUUACACGGACGGAUAUUUGAAAUGGCAAUAAUGUUUGUUUCAAAGACAAAACCUUGUAUAUAUUCACAACUAUUGCCGCUCAUUUUUAAGAUUUUCCAUUCAUACUUUUCGAAAUGGUUAUUGGGCAAUGUGUCGACAUCAUCAAAUCAGUUUUAGCUCGCGAGGAUGUCUACUUUCACUGGCAAUACAGUAGCCACCACGUAUCAAAUACAAUAUAUGCGAGAAAAAAUAUUUGAGAGAUCGAUGGUAUAUGUAAUAAAUUGUAUGGCUAAGAA